CAGACUGGAAGGAGGAGCUUGUGAUGGUCAAACUUUCGUAUCUCAUUGCAAGCUAGCGCCAAAGUUUGAAACUUCAGAACGUCACAGUUCAGGCUCAUAGUAGAGGGGAGACAGUAGCAGAGGAAGACAAUGGCUCUAGCUUCAACAUUUUACCCAAACACUAUUCAUACGCAUAAUAACAACACUCUCUUAUUGCGUACCACACGCUAUUAUGGUUCGGCCUCGAAUUCGAUCUUGUUUGGCUCAGAACUUCUCCCAAGAUCCUUUUUCUUGUCCGCGGCAAAACCACGCACCAAUCGAUUAUCUGAAAUCAGACCCAUCUCUGCAUCUCACGAAACUUUUGAUGUUGUGGUAAUCGGAGCUGGAAUCAUCGGGUUGACUAUCGCCCGCCAGUUGCUGAUCGAGUCGGACCUAUCGGUCGCCGUAGUUGAUAAGGCCGUUCCUUGUUCCGGUGCAACUGGCGCAGGGCAGGGAUAUCUGUGGAUGGUGCCCAAAACACCAGGGAGUGGAAAGUGGGAUCUUGCACUGAGAAGCUGCAGACUGUGGAAUGUGUUGGCAGAAAGCCUACAGAAGCAAGGCUUGAAUCCUUUGGAGGAAUUAGGUUGGAAAAAGACUGGAAGCCUCUUAGUUGGCAGAACUCAGGCAGAGUCAGAUAUGGUGAAAAAGAGGGUUAAACAGCUCACUGAGGCUGGAUUGAAAGCAGAGUAUUUGUGUAGCAGUGAUCUAUUCAACAGGGAACCUGCUCUGUUGGUGGAUGAAGACAGUGCAGCCGCCUUUCUACCUGAUGACUGUCAAUUGGAUGCUCAUCGUACUGUUGCAUAUAUUGAGAAGGCUAACAAGCAUUUUGCAUUAAAAGGACGAUAUGCAGAGUUCUACAAUGAGCCUGUGAAAUGCUUAAUCAGAGGGGCCAGCAAAGGAGAGGUGGAAGCUGUCGAGACUAUCAAAAGGACAUUGUAUAGCAAGAAGGCUAUUAUAGUUGCGACUGGAUGUUGGACUGGUUCUGUGAUGCAUGAUUUGGUUAGAAACUGGGGAAUGCAGUUAAAUAUUCCUGUAAGGCCCAGAAAGGGUCACUUGCUUGUGCUAGAGAAUUUCCAUUCCCUACAAUUGAAUCAUGGUCUGAUGGAGGCAGGUUACGUUGAUCAUCAAACUGCAUCUUCACCACCUAUGGUUUCAGGGUUGGAAGGAUAUGAUCAUGGGCGAACCUUAUCUGUUUCAAUGACGGCAACUGUUGAUGCAAUGGGGAAUGUUCUUUUGGGAAGUAGCCGAGAAUUUGUUGGGUUCAGCACUGAUUUGGAUGAGUCCAUUGUCAAUCACAUAUGGAAACGAGCUGGAGAUUUCUUUCCCACAUUAAAAACACUUUCCCUUUCAGAUCUCAGUGCAAGUAGAAAUGUCAGAGUUGGAUUACGACCCUACAUGCCUGACGGGAAGCCAGUGAUUGGGCCUGUGCCUGGCUUGUCUAACUUGUUCCUUGCUGCUGGGCAUGAAGGGGAAGGGCUUUCGAUGGCCUUAGGGACUGCUGAAAUGGUCACUGAUAUGGUGUUGGGUCGUCCUACAAAAGUUGAUGAUGGACCUUUUUGUGUGCAUCGGUGCUGUUGAUGAAAUGCAUGCUGCUAAGAAGAAUUGUUAUUCUUGCAUUUGAAAAAGAUCUUGGUUAUGCUUUAGCAUCAUCAAGACAUGGGGUCAUCUUGUAACUUCCUGAAAUGACUGAUUUUUAGGUAUGAUGAUAUUAUGUUGUAAUAAAUAAAAGAAGUUAGUUGGAGGUCAGAGGGGUUAAUUAGGAGAGAUGACCGUUUGUAGCUAAUGGCUAUAAAUAAGUGGCCUAGGGACUAGCUGUAAUCGGGCUUUUGGUUCAUGGAAAUGUGAUUCCCCUGCUUCUCUUUCUCUGAUCUCA
Neltuma alba is the source of this 1891-nucleotide messenger RNA. Its product is annotated as D-amino acid dehydrogenase. Gene Ontology annotation, cellular component: cytoplasm. The coding region runs from base 130 to 1596 and encodes 488 amino acids. NCBI's taxonomy places the organism in Eukaryota, Viridiplantae, Streptophyta, Magnoliopsida, Fabales, Fabaceae. The transcript has 9 exons. The record is from RefSeq and is a predicted model, not a curated record.